Molecule: messenger RNA, 807 nt
Organism: Rhizoctonia solani
Lineage: Eukaryota; Fungi; Basidiomycota; Agaricomycetes; Cantharellales; Ceratobasidiaceae
Product: bZIP transcription factor
Exons: 3
Coding region: 1-807 (268 amino acids)
Biological process (GO): regulation of DNA-templated transcription
Molecular function (GO): DNA-binding transcription factor activity
Source: RefSeq, a predicted model, not a curated record
AUGGCAUCACAGUCACAUGAUUCUGAUGAAGAGAUGAGCGUCACACCCCCUGGAUCGACCAGAGAGAGCAAAUCGCUAUCGCGUAAUGCUCGGGCCCAGGCCCGGCUCCGGGCCCGUCGAAAAGCUUAUGUUGAAUCGCUCGAGGCAAAUGUUAAAAGGUUACAAACAAUUGUUGAUGCGAUUGCCUUGAAUCCAAACCGAACCUAUGCGACUACCAGUACAGGCACCGCUUCUCCACACCUACUCUCUCCCUUUGGUAGCUCUCCAGAAACCCCCAGUUCGGACCCAUCGACAGUUCUUCAGCAGCCUUCCGAAGCCAGCCUACAACAGCUACAGGCCGACAAUGCCCGACUACAGCGGGAACGAGAUGCACUCCAAGUUCAGAUUGAUGCGUUAAUCAGUUAUAUAUCACGCGGCUACUCCCUUCCUUCUGGUUCGGGACUUGGUGGCGAUACAAGGGUGGCAGACCUAGCAUUAUCCCCUAACUUUGGAAGUGAUGCUGAAAUAGAUUCUCGCGCUUCAAUGACAGGAUCCCCUUUGAUUCAAAGAGAUCCAUACAGUCAAGAUGACCUCGAUCAAAUCUUGUCUCUCAAUGACCCCAAUUUCGUUUUCAUGAGGUAUCUCAACCUCCAAUCCACAGGACCAUCACCUUUGCAAGUUCCACGCCCCAACGUCUCUGGUGACUCGUCCCCUGCCACAUUCGAGUCAUUGUCGGCUAGUACCCAAGGAGAGCCCAUGACAAGCUUUGCUCGGGGAGCGCGCGAUAAUCUAACGGCAAAUUUGAUCUUUCGCGGUGCAGAGCCUUGA